CCUAGGACGCAGCGCUUCCCGCGGGGCUCCGCUCCCGAGGGCUGCCAAAACUACCGUUCCCGCCAUGCCCCGGGUGGCGGGCGGCAUGGACGGGCGCGUGGCGGAGCGGCUCCGCGGCGCCCUCGGCCCCUUCGGCUUCGAGGUGCACGCCUUCAAGGUUGGAUGGUACAAUGCUGUUCUCCAGGCAGCCUUUCAUCUCCCCUACCCAGAUGACACACUGGCUUUUGUGGUCCUCAGCACGCCUUCCAUGUUUGACAAAGCCCUUAAACCUUUUGUGAACAAAGAACGGUUAAAAAUAAUCAGGGAUCCUGUGGAUCAGUGUGUUUCUCAUCAUUUGUCACGGGUGAAGGAGAAAUUCCCUGAUCAGAAGGUGGACAUUAUCUUUGAUUACGAGAUUCUGCCAAGCCGAAAGCCCAAAUUCUUGGCACAGACAGCUGCCCAUGUUGCUGGAGCCGCAUAUUACUACCAAAGGACAGACGUGAAGCUUGAUCCUUGGGGGAAAAAGAAGAUCUAUGGCGUGUGUAUCCAUCCCAAGUAUGGCGGCUGGUUUGCUAUCCGGGGUCUCCUCCUGUUCCCAGAUAUUCAAGUACCAUUCCUGGAACAAUAUGCCCCUGUUGACUGUGUGAGCACAGAGGAGAAAAGAAUUCAGUUGCUAGAGCUAUUCAAUUUCCACUGGCGGGACAGCCGCUACAGGGACAUAAUCGAAGUGAAGGAAAGGUAUUCAGAGGAGCAAAAAGCCUACUUUGCCACUCCUCCAGCAGAGAGACUCAAGCUGCUAGGGCUGACACAAGAAGCCCAGAGAAACGCAUUUCACUAAGUAACACAGUUUCAUGAAGGGGCAGAGGGCAGACAAAGUGCAAUUCAUUGGUGCCUUCUAUUUCCAUGGUGCUGAGGGGGGUGGCAUGCUGGUACAAAGAUGGCAAAUCCAAGCAGCAUGUGCAGCAUCUCAAUCUAAACAUCAGCUUUCUCAGAGGAAGAGGGAGCACUGCAACGGAGCACUCAUGGUCUGGAGGAAGUCCAUUGUGCUGUGGCUGAUUUGGUGUGUCUUUUGAGGAGUCUGGUAAGAUGCCAGUUAGUCUUUGGUUAGGAAAAGUUCAGACACCUUGGCAAUUGGAAAGCCUGUGCUGCUGGUUAGAGAAGUCAUUUUUGUUCUCAAGAAUUUUUUUUCCAAAUGUUUUGGUCUUAUUCUAUGUAAAAGUGAAAAAAAGUUAAUUUUCAGUCAUUAUACUGCAAAAUAGUUUUUUCAUCUGAACUCAGGGUACAUAUUUUUCACAUGUAUCCAGCAUUUUACUACCUUGUGUCAUAACUCUCCCUAGGGGAAAAAUUUCAGUCUUUUCAGUCUUGCCUUCCUCAGAAAGAAAAAUUGCCUUGUGUUCCUUCACUUGCAGCAAAAGUGGCUUAAUUUAAUUAAGAAAUCUUUGAAUUCUCCAGAGAUUGUUUCACUCUGUAGGGUGGUCCUGUACAUGCAGCAGGAGGGAGGAAAACAGAGCCAGCAGCAGCUGUCUCCAUUAGGGUAGUUACUAAAGGGACAGUCCAAAGGUCACAGCUGGAGUCUGCCAUUUCCUCUUCACCCAGGGUCAGCUUCUCAGAGAGCAUUUAUCCAUCCCAUAGAGCAGCUGACUAAAAUCUUCAGAAAGAUGCUGAAUUAACAUCUGUGUGACUGAAUUUUUACUCAAGAUAACUGACUGAAAAAGACAAUUCUCGUGGCCUUUUCUAAGGUAGACAAGGUUUGUAUUUAAAGUAGUUUUCAGUGCUGUGGCAGCACACACCACAGGUUUACUGGUUUCCCGUUGGACUCCAUGCAUGGGAAGAUUAUAAACCUGCAUGCACGUAAAAACCAUUGCAUGAAGCAUUGUCACAGCACAGGCAAAUAAGCGAAGGAAAAAAGAGAAAAUAUUCAUGAUGCUUGUGUUACUUAUAUUGUUGGAUAAACCAUCUUCAGACAGAAACAUCACAUUUUAUUUAGAUGACUUUGUUAGAUUUGUUCAGAGGUUACAGUGGGGAUCAGGAAUUCAUCUUGGAGCACUUGAUUUCAAAUAAUUUAUUAUCAUAUGAUAUUUUAGGGGAGCUUUGUUACUUGACUGCAGUGCAAUG
This is a messenger RNA of Colius striatus (speckled mousebird), 2094 nucleotides long. It is a transcript of the gene MMACHC, whose product is annotated as metabolism of cobalamin associated C. Gene Ontology annotation, biological process: cobalamin metabolic process. NCBI's taxonomy places the organism in Eukaryota, Metazoa, Chordata, Aves, Coliiformes, Coliidae. The transcript is spliced from 4 exons. Gene Ontology annotation, molecular function: demethylase activity; FAD binding; cyanocobalamin reductase (cyanide-eliminating) (NADP+) activity. Gene Ontology annotation, cellular component: cytoplasm. The record is from RefSeq and is a predicted model, not a curated record. Bases 65 to 817 code for a protein of 250 amino acids.